This is a messenger RNA of Cydia strobilella, 7133 nucleotides long. It is a transcript of the gene Kdm2, whose product is annotated as jmjC domain-containing histone demethylation protein 1. The record is from RefSeq and is a predicted model, not a curated record. Bases 325 to 3372 code for a protein of 1015 amino acids. The transcript is spliced from 21 exons. Gene Ontology annotation, biological process: regulation of transcription by RNA polymerase II; protein demethylation. Lineage: Eukaryota; Metazoa; Arthropoda; Insecta; Lepidoptera; Tortricidae. Gene Ontology annotation, molecular function: zinc ion binding; histone demethylase activity; protein binding.
AUAUAAUAUUCAUAUCACGAGGUAAAAUAAAGAUAAUGUUCUCCGCUAAGUAAUUCGUUAAAUCGUAAAUAAGAUCGACAAACGUCAUUGUCUUUGCGAUGUUUCAAAUGCUCCCGCCGUAUUCUUAUCCAUAAAUAAACCAAUAGAACGCCACGUAUAGUACCAACCUAUAGAAAAAUGCCGGAGUGAUUACUCGCCGCGAUGUUGGCAGUAGUGUCGACCGUGGCAAAUGGUGGAUUGCGUUGCUUUUUCCCGUGCUCUGUGUAAAAUAUUUACGUAAAAUAGUGUUAAAUUCGCGGUGCAGUGUUUCUGACUAAUAGAAACAUGUCGGAAACACUGCCGAACAGCAAAAAACAAGUUGCGAGGCAACUGCGCGAACGCAAGCAGCGCAAGCUCUACUCAGAUGAAUGGGCCCUCGGAGAUGAUGAUGUGGAAGGUGGCCGAGGGUUCUCCCUCGCAGACAAGCUGGAGAGCCCCCGCUUCGAGCACCCUGGCUCCAUACAUGAGAUGUUCGGCACGGAGCUCACAGUGGCAUAUCUGCAGAAAAAUGGAUUCACAACUCCGCUGCUGUUUAAGGAGAAAACUGGACUGGGAUUAAGGGUGCCGACGAGCAACUUCACAGUGAACGAUGUGCGCAUGUGCGUGGGCUCGCGCCGCCUGCUCGACGUCAUGGACGUCAACACGCAGAAAAACAUCGAGAUGACUAUGAAGGACUGGCAGCGUUAUUACGACGACCCCAACAAGGAGCGCCUCCUGAACGUGAUUUCGCUCGAGUUCUCGCACACACGGCUCGAGAACUAUGUGCAGGCGCCGAGAGUCGUGCGCCUAAUCGACUGGGUGGAGGUUGUCUGGCCUCGUCAUCUUAAGGAUCAGCAGACUGAAUCAACAAACGCUCUAGACGACAUGAUGUACCCGAAGGUACAGAAAUACUGCCUCAUGUCAGUUAAAGGCUGCUACACAGACUUCCACAUUGACUUCGGAGGCACCUCCGUGUGGUAUCACAUUUUGAGAGGUGCUAAAGUGUUUUGGCUGAUCCCGCCCACUGAGAAGAAUCUGCAGCUGUACGAGAAGUGGGUGCUCUCUGGCAAGCAGUCAGACGUUUUCUUCGGAGACACGGUCGAGAAAUGUAUCCGCGUCCACCUGCAAGCGGGCCAUACAUUCUUCAUCCCGACCGGAUGGAUUCACGCCGUGUACACGCCGAGCGACUCGCUGGUGUUCGGCGGGAACUUCCUACACCAGUUCGGCAUCGAGAAGCAGCUCAAGAUCGCGCAAGUUGAGGACGUUACAAAGGUGCCGCAGAAGUUCCGGUACCCGUUCUUCACGGAGAUGCUGUGGUACGUGCUGGAGCGGUACGUGGGCGCGCUGCUGGGCCGCAGCCACCUCGCCGCGGAGGGCCCCCCGCCCCCGCCCCCGCCCCCGCCGUCGCCGCACAAGGACCACGUGCACCUCACGCAGAACGAGCUGCACGGCCUGAAGGCUAUAGUGAUGUACUUGCAUCAGUUACCAGCCGCUCGCAAGUCAGUGCCAGAGCUACUGGCCGACCCCAUAGCGUUGGUCAAGGAUGUCCGCACGUUGGUCGAGCAGCACAGACAUGACAAACAGCAUCUGGCUAUCACGGGCGUGCCGGUGUUGAAAGGUCCGGAUGAAGUGGUGACGGGCGAGCGGCGGCAGUCCAGCGGGCGGGGCGGGCGCGGGGGGCGGGGCGGCGCGCACCGGCCCCGCCCCGACCACGCCCACUCCGCGCCCCGCCGCCGCCGCACCAGAUGUAAGAAAUGCGAGGCCUGCCAGCGAACGGACUGCGGGGAAUGCGUGUUCUGCCACGACAUGGUCAAGUUCGGCGGGCUGGGCCGCGCCAAGCAGACCUGCAUCAUGCGACAGUGCUUACAGCCAAUGUUACCAGUGACAGCUUCAUGUGCCGUUUGUCAUCUCGAUGGCUGGAUGCAAACUCCAGUCGCGCCACAGGCUAAAGGCAAUUCGGGUCGCAACGGGCCGUCCUCCCUGCGCGAGUGCUCGGUGUGCUACAGCAUCGUGCACCCGGCCUGCGUGCCGCCCGGCGGACAGCUCAACGAGGACCUGCCCAACUCCUGGGAGUGCCCCACCUGCACCACCAUGGGGCUCAACCACGACUACAAGCCUCGUCAUUUCCGCGCGCGUCAGAAAUCUUCGGAUCUCAGGAGGAUGAGCGUCGGGUCAGAUGCCAGUCACAUAAGUCGCGAACACAGUAACCUGCAGAAUAAACUGCCGCCUCCGGGUCCAGUCAAAUCGGAGCCCAGUUCCGAUAACGAAGGGAAGAAUGACGUCCCACAUAUCAAGUCUGAAAGUGAAAUAAAACGGGAAGGGGAAGGUGGGGAGGGUGGCGCCGGGGAGAACGGGGGCGAGUGGGAGCCCUCGGCCAAGAAGCGGCGCCCGAGCGACGAGCAGGAGGCGCCCAAGAAGCAGGCGCUGCGGGCACAUCUCGCGCUGCAGCUCACGCACCACUCCGCUAAGCAAAUGAAGAAGCCCCUGUACCCGGUGCGACCGGCCCCGCCGGCAGGCGCGGGGCUAGCAUGGUCGGGGUCGUCGUGGUUGGACCGCAGCGCCAUGCUGUGCGUGUUCGCGCGCCUCACGCCCUCCGAGCUGGCCACGUGCGCGCUCGUCUGCAAGGCCUGGGCCGAGUAUUCCAUGGAUCCAUCUCUCUGGCGCAGCAUGUCGUUCGUGCAAGUGCGCGUGUCGGCCGCGCAGCUCGCCGGGAUCGCGCGCCGCCAGCCUCUGUCGCUGGGCCUGGAGUGGUGCCAUCUCGCUCGCCGCCAGCUGGCAUGGCUCCUAGCCCGGCUGCCGGCGCUGCGCUCGCUGUCCCUGGCGGGCUCCCCGGCCGAGGCGGCGCUCGCGCUGCGCUCCUCCACCUGUCCCCCUCUCACCUCGCUGGACCUCUCGUUCGCGCGCUGCCUCGACGACGCCAAGCUGCGCGGCGUGCUGGCGCCGCCCGAGAACUCGCGGCCCGGGGGAGGCAACCGCACCGGCGCCGAGCCCUCCCGCCUCGCCGCGCUCGCCGUGCUGCGGCUGCCGGGCACGGACAUCACGGACGUGGCCAUGAGAUAUGUCGUGCAGGCGCUACCGAAGUUAGUGGAAUUGGACGCGUCGUCUUGUGCGCGGCUCACGGACGCGGGCGCGGCGCAGCUGGCGCACCACGGCCUGCAGCGCCUGUCGCUGGGCGGCUGUCGGCUGCUCACCGAGGCCGCGCUGGACCAUCUAGCGCGCUGCCCCAACCUCAUCAGACUGGAUCUUCGACACGUCCCCCUCGUGUCAACCCAAGCGGUGAUCAAAUUCGCCGCCAAGUCCAAGCACAACCUGCACGUGCAGGACGUGAAGCUGGUGGAGCUGCGCAAGACCUGAUCCGAGGACACGCCGGGGGCAGCACCCGAGCCCCCCGCGCCCCCCGCGCCCCCCGCCCCCCACGCGCCCCACGCGCUCCCCGCGCCGGCUGACGGCUCAACUGACAGUGAUACCGGACGCUAGUGAUACUAACAGUAAAUAAAUAGCACGGGACGUUUGACAGUGCUGUUGACGGUUGACGGUUGAAACUCGCGCGUUGAAUACGGCAGCGGGUAUUCCUAUUUGAUUUUUAAACUGGUUCCUGUUUCUCGAAGGAUAUAAGACUUUAUUUAUCAGUCUAAUAUUAGUGUUUUGUCAAUCCAUACGAUUCGACUUUUCGUCGACUAAUUUUAUCUAAUACCAUUCGAAAAAUUAACCUCAGUUUGAUUCAAUAGAGGUUAAAUUCCCACAAAAAGCAUUAGUUCAAUAGAAUUAAUGGCUAACAUUUUUAUGAUGGUUCUUUAUGCUAUAAAUAAAAUACCCGUCACUUCUACUUAUAUGCAUGUUGUGAUACUAAUCGAUUACGAUUAGACGAUCUUAUCAAGGAGUUUUCUUGUGUGGAAUUCUGAUUCAGCGAGCAAGGCUGAUAGUAAUGGAUAUGUUAUUUAUAAAAUACCAUCAUACUCAUGCUGUGUAUUUUAUACUUAUAUGUAUUUUAUAUGUAUAUUACCACAUGGUAGUACCAGUACCUACACACAAGUUUAAAAUUGUAUUUUAGCUAUUUCGUUAUAAUCAAGAAAAGUGACAUUAAAUUAUAUAACAUGGGCGUUUUAAUUUCAUGGCAGCGUGGGCGAGUUAAUGUAACAAUUUUAAGGGAGACGCUCAAUUAAGGUUCAUAUAAAGGUUAUUAACGUUAACCUCUCAAAUGAACAUGGAUCCGCGCAGUAAGUAUUGAAUUCUAAUACAGUUCAAAACCUACUAGCGUGGGUCAGCAUUUCGGCAUUCGAGAGGUUAGUUAAUCAUUUCAGCUGAAUUUAACUUUAGCUUUAACUCGACAACGCUGCCAUGAAAUUAAAACGUUGUUACCGAUCACUAAACAUGAGCUAUUGCUGUUUUGGACUUUAGACAAAGAUAGAAUUAUCAGUGUCAUUUAAAACUAUCUCUUACAUGAAUUUUUAGUAAAAUCCAUCACAAUCAAAUUAGAUUUCAAUGAAACUGAGAAUUCAUUCAUCCAUCGUGCAUCCCGCUUUUUUAUGUCAUGUGGCAUAUUAUUUCCUUUUUUUCUAAAUUUUUUCUGUUUACACCACCACACCACAAUUCUGUAAUGGUGCGGCCAGACAUAUCGGGAUUCGGCGAAUAUUCGUGAUGGCGUCUCUUCCAUUUUCCUUGGGUAGCGAGAGACGCCCUCACGAAUAUUCGCCGAAUCCCGAUAUGUCUGGCCGCACCCUUAAAGAUGCAUGUGCACAACAUAUCAAAGGCGUGCUGCUAUUAACGCUGCGAGGCGUACGUUAGAUGUAAAUCAAACAAAGACUUGAUUUAAGCCUAUUUCGUAAUUCGAAGUGAUACGAUUUCUAAAUAAAUGAUAGAAAUAUUGUUUUAGAGGUUGUCAAGAUAGGAAUAGUGAAUGAUGUGGUUUUUGUAGCAGCUGUUUGAAAUUGGAGCGGAAAUUAAGCUUUAGUGUGAUUUUAGUUAGAAAAUUUAUUUCAUCACAUGCUCAUGCUCGCUCACACGCUAGCUUUUCCACGCUGGCGUUUAAGGGGUAAUACAUGAUAUUACUCCAAUUCCAGUCAUUUGGAAUCUUAUAUUUGAAGCAAGCAUCACAUCAAAUUAUUCACAAUUUUAGACAACUGCUAGAUAAAUGCACUGGGAUUCGUGUGUUUUAAUAGGAUUCUUAUAAAUAUGUAAUUAAAUCUUGGAGUUUGAUUUUUCCAAUUAUUUUAUUCUAUCUUUUGCAAUAUCAGUGCCAACAUAUAGGUAGUUUCUAUAUGAAUCAGCACAUAUUUCAUUGCACAAUCAAAUGACUAUAUUUAAAGUUGAACGAUAUUAAUUUUAUUACGUACUGUUGGAUUGGUAUCUAUUAUAUUUUAUUGUUGGUUUUAUGUUUGAUAAUGAUGGCCCUUAAUGUCGCAGGUUUUCAAUAAAUAAUUGAAUAAACCUUUGUACAAAGAUAAAGGUAACGAUAUAUAUUGAUAGUAUGUUGCCGGUUCAUAGCGUAACCAAGUUUCAACGCCUCCAUUUCUUAUAAAUUACCUACUGCAAACUUAGUUGCCCAUAUUUAUUAUAAAAUGUUAGAGCAAGCUAGCGAUAAUACGAAGAUCCUCGCUUGAUCUGCGAUUAAGUUUCGUAAAGGGCUGAAGAAUUUGAGUGAGCUAAAGGAGUAGCGAACCGUUAACGCUAACUUGUUUAACUUUUUAUGACUCGGAAUGCCAUUCAAACAUGUUAUAAAAUUAAUGAGGAAUAAUGCUUUAUUGAGAAGCUUUGAAACAUUGGUUAUCCACUGAAGCGGCAUACUCAAUACUUGUAUUCAAAUAUGGAUCUCUGAACUUCUUAUAAUGAUAGGAUUCCUUGAACAAUUGUUCGUUUAUUUUUCUUAUAUAUUGUUCCAGCAAUACUUACUUUUUGUAAAUAUUAAAAGUGAUUAUUUAUUUCGCACUCCUGAAAAGGAAUAAUUAUUUUAGGUUCAUGACAAUUCUAAGAGCUUGGGUUGUAUUUUUCUUAGUUCUAGUCGCUUUUUAGGUUUAAGCUAUUAUUAAUAGGUAUGUUUGACUGUGACCGAUUAUAUAACAUUUAUUGAUCAUAUCUUGAACUUUAGAGGCUACACAACAAAAUUACGCUUUACGUUUUCAUUGAACACUAACAAAAUAUUUCCGAAAUUUUGUAAAAUAAUGCUUGAAAAGUAACAAUAAAGCUGGUGCAAAUUAUACAAAUUUUUGACACGACGUAAUGAUUAGUUUUGUAUGUUAUGAUAUUAUCGUAAUAGUUAAUAAAAUUAGAUCAGAUUUUCAGUAUAAUGAACUUUGAGAACAACAGUGAAAAUUAUAUCAGUAUGUUAGUUUGUAAGGUCCGACUGCGGUCACAGCGUAAGGUCGGAGGGCCGCCUAUAGGUUUAGCAUAGAGAGGUAACUAUAAAUUACACUAUACUUGUCAAACUAGCAGAUUAUUCGUGUUAAUACAUUUCAGUAAAAAAUUACACAAAUAUACACACAUACACAUGAUACCACGGUUAGUUUAAUAGCACACACAAUUUAGCAUUUACGAAGUCAGACUGGACUCCAUUGUUUCGAGUCUUCUUCUAUACUCUUGAUAUAUUUUUGAAAACAACAACUAUAAAAGUGCCAAUAGUGUCUGUUGCUUUGACAAGUGUAUAUAUUUCGCUGAGUGUACAUAGGUAGCCUAAGUCGUUAUCGAGAAUAUCGAGUAACAUUUGUACUUGAAACCAUAGGCUCAUAAUUAAAAUACGGAGCUAGUAUCUAAGCAUUGUGUGCCUCUGUGUAUAGAGAAUUUAGUGAUAGACAAGAAUCGUUAAUAAAAUUAUAUAUACGGAAAAAAAUACAAUUAUUAUUCACAGAUAAAAAUUAUUGGUUAAAUAAAAUGGUGAAUAAUGAUUAUAUUACAAAGUCUACAUAAAUCUAGUUUUCUAAGAUGCCUUUAUGCGAGAGUUUUUAAAUCAAUUUGAAAGAUUUUUUUUUUUAUAUUUGACAGCUCGCAUGCAGGCCGUCGUUGGUUCCAGCGUGAUAUUAAACCAAUGGCUAGGUUAGUGUAGCGCCCGCACGGCGACGAGCAACAUGUAUCAUUGGUUACCAUAAGCACUCAUAGUAUUUGAAAUAAAUAUUUACAAUGAA